GGUAAAUCUAACACGUACUAACGUAUAUCCUCGCCCACCAGGUUUCUUGUUUUUAACCGACCACACCCACGGACUAACAGCUAGUUUCCCAAGAAUGCAUAACUGAAUAAUAUAACAAUAAGACUAUGAGUUACGUAUCGAAAAAUCUCACUGAUAUUUUACUUAAAAUAGAAACAGCUUACCAAUCAUCUCCAUCAGUAGGCCAAAAGUUGUGCCGCCUUGUUGCAGUUUCUAAAGAAAAGCCGAUACAGUCUAUCAUAGAAGCUUAUGUCGCUGGGCAAAGACAUUUUGCUGAGAACAAGAUUGUUCAUUUGUUUGAAAAAAGCCAUUCGUCUGAGGUAAUCAAGUGUUGCCCGGAUAUUAAAUGGCAUUUUAUUGGUCGAAUUCAAACCAACAAGAUCAAAAAACUGGCAGGUGUGAAUAACCUGUAUAUGGUGGAGACUGUAGACUCUAUAGAUCAUGCUCAGGCUCUUGAUUCAGCAUGGGGCUCAAUCCACCUUACCCCCUUGAAUGUAAUGAUUCAAGUUAACACGAGUGACGAACCACAGAAAGGUGGAAUAAAACCUUCUGAUGUAGUAGAUCUGCACAAACAGAUAGAAGCGAGGUGUUUGAAUUUGAGGGUUGUCGGUCUUAUGUGUAUAGGGCGAGAAGCAGUAGAUAUCGCUGCGGGCCCAAACCCAGAUUUCUUGAAACUUGUACAGUGUAGACAAAUACUAGCAUCUUCUUUAAGAAAGUCUCCUAUGGAUUUCGAAUUGAGCAUGGGGAUGUCUGACGAUUUCGAACAUGCUAUACACCUUGGAAGUACUAAUGUGCGCAUAGGUACUUCUAUAUUUGGACCACGAGAAUCACAUUAUGUAACUCAACGGCAUGUUACGGAUGAUGAAAAAACUUCCACUUGAUUUCUCUUCUUCGAUAAUGUUACCACGAUUCAACGAAUGGAUUCAUAUUUUAAACAGCUUUAAUUGUAAUCUUUUGUUCUGUAAAUGAAGUGUAUUACUUGUAUAUUUAUUCAAUAAAUAAAGGAGAUAUGAAGAGU
Messenger RNA from Trichobilharzia regenti, 1036 nucleotides. Lineage: Eukaryota; Metazoa; Platyhelminthes; Trematoda; Strigeidida; Schistosomatidae. The record is from the annotation of a GenBank genome assembly.